AUGAUGACGGCUCUUGCUACUGCACCCGUCAUGAAUGGUAGUCACGACUCUGGGGCCGAAACGGGGACGGAGCACAGUCCAUCCCGAUUUACCGCAGUUAAUGGCAGAGAACCCGUGAUCUCUGGAAAUGGCAAUGGGAAUGGGCAUGGGCCAACACCUAGCUCCAUCCCCAAUGGAGAACGUGUAUCCACCCAGGAAAAGACCAACUUAGAUCCCAGCCGAGAUGAUCGGGAUGAUCCUGCCAAUGAUCAAGAAAGGUCACAAAUAUCCUCGCCCAGCGGCUCUCACAACAAGAAUAAGAGAAAGAGAUCAGAGUCCCGAGAACGAGAUUCCGCGAACGCCUCCAGGAGUCCGGUAAACCGUCCUACUGAGAUCAAUCAACCCAAUCCGAAUGGCCUGCCAGGAUCGGUCUCGGAGGUGGAGCGGGGCAAUCAUUCUGCAACACCAUCUCACCGGUCCGAGGGCAAUGAUGCGGGCCAGACCUCCGCCAAUAGUCCUUGGUCAGAAUAUGAUUCUCAGUUGAUCACCCAGGCACAACGGGCCCAGCAAAUUGAUCCAUCAGAUGCCCACCUGGCAGACGCUCUUCAACGCGAGGCAGGGCAAGAAAGGUCCAUGACAAAUCGGUCGACCCCCGGCGUGCAACAGCCGUCCUCUCCUAGUUAUGCGCCAGAUCGACAUGGGGCAAUGCAGGUGGCUCCAAAGAGGAAGCGGGUAUUUAGUAACCGAACGAAGACAGGCUGUAUGACCUGCCGCCGCAGAAAAAAGAAAUGCGACGAGCAACAUCCGGCGUGCAACAACUGUCUUCGUGGGGGCUUCCUGUGUGAAGGAUAUUCAUCCCGAAGCACCUGGCAAAAGCCAUCUAGUUCAAAAACCCCGAUCCCUUUGCAAUCCAAAGAAGGCUAUUCAGACAUCAAUGGCCCGUAUAUGCAAGAAACCCCUCGACACCAAGAUCGACAACCUAACCUAGUGGAGCAUGUCGACACGACAAAAAUCAGGCCCCUGGUGGUGGAGGAAAAUGAGCGCCCCGUUCAACAAUACAACACCAGCCCAACAGUUACACCAUCCAAUCAUGCGUGGUCAAAACAAGCUUGGCCAAGUGCUGGCCCAGGGACUGGGUCCAAUACCAGUCAUCCACCUUAUCCGCCCGAACCCAUGGCGAAAGUGGUCGAUUAUCGGGAGGUUCCACCCAUCCAUGAGCUAUCGCGGGAAGGACGCCCCAAACCUGACUAUCCGGUCAUCUCUUCACUUCGGGACCUCAGUCAUCCAUCUCAUCCUAAAUCCAAUAUGCCGUUAUUCCAAAAUGGGCCCGAGCAACGAACAUUGCCCGCAGCGACUGUGGACACCCAUAGUCCCCAGGCGCAGGCUCGGAUGGCACUUAGUAUCGAGCAUCAGCUCUCUGGCCGUACUUUAUCGAGUGACGAGACUGAGAAGGAAAAGAUGAUUAGAGGCAAACUCUACCGACCAUUUGACGUCCACCUUGUGGAGGAAAGGGAUCGUUGCCGAGGCGCACUAUGGAAAUUUAACAACGCCUGCAAUCCGCUCAACGGCAUCAGUUCGAAAGAGCAAAACCGCCUCCUGAAGGAGAUCAUCGUACCCCCGGCAUCUUCCAUUAUCAACUCACCAGCUGGAACCGGCGUGCCUCGCUCUGCCGGAUCCAUCGGCCAAGGGGCGGUUGUCGAGGCUCCUUUUAGUUGUCAUUAUGGCUAUAACCUCCACAUCGGGGAAGAUGUCAUGAUCUCGGAGAAUUGCCUGUUUGUGGAUGACUGUGUUAUCCGCAUCGGUGCUCAUACAUGGAUAGGCCCCAACGUCAAAAUAAUUAGUUCAACUGCUCAUCCCAAUAUGCAGGAGCGCAAAGGCUCGCAAAGUCGAUAUCAAGGUCGGCAAGUCAUUAUCGAAGAAGAUUGUUAUGUCGGCGCGGGUUGCAUCAUCUACCCAGGGGUUCGUCUUGCUCGUGGCGUUUAUGUGGCCCCAGGAGAGAUUGUCAACACGAACAUUGCAGGUUACAUGUUUCAGGGGUCAAAACCCAGCUUUGCUAUGUGA
Molecule: messenger RNA, 2040 nt
Organism: Penicillium expansum
Lineage: Eukaryota; Fungi; Ascomycota; Eurotiomycetes; Eurotiales; Aspergillaceae
Exons: 2
Coding region: 1-2040 (679 amino acids)
Biological process (GO): regulation of DNA-templated transcription
Molecular function (GO): acetyltransferase activity; zinc ion binding; DNA-binding transcription factor activity, RNA polymerase II-specific
Source: RefSeq, a predicted model, not a curated record